CUGUCAAUGUCAUUAUUCGCAAGUCUGCCGAAAGAUGGGUUAAUUCUGCGAAUCUGUGUUUGUGAAACGUUCCACAUUCGCAAAAAAUGUUCAGUCGAUUUACUCGCAAUUAUGUGAAAUAAAAAACGGACAGGUAAAUCAGUUCGCGCUGUUUUACGAUACUAUAAAAUGAUAGAGUGAACCAUCGGUUCUGAUAGGUUAUGUAAACUUAGAUAAAAUGUGUGAGUAUUUGUCAUUAGUGUUAUCGAGUUAAUUUGUUUACCGUAAGAGAUUAAUUACGAUGAGUGAUCCCAAUAGUACAUACUUUAGUAAAUUACGGUAAGGGGUGUUGUAUUACGCAAUUCAAUUGUGUAUUAACCAACACGUAAGAAGUUAUGGCCUACAGCCCCAUCGAGCAAGACUGUGAUUUAAGUGACUACGAUUUGUACAGUAAAACCCCACCACGAACCAAAAUUUUGCGUAAAAAUCGCGAACGCAAGCAGAAACACAAAGAUACAAGCACGAUGUCCUCACCUAAAGUCAUCAAACCUAAGCCCUUAAGUCGGCGUAACACCAUCAGCAGCAUGUUCGAAGAGCUUGUUGCCAAGGCCGAAAAUGACUCGGACCAAGGCUCCAAAAGGUCCAACAAGCGCCAGUUGAAAAUGCUGCGAGGGUCUGAACGUGACCUGAAGCUGGACAUUGCCAGUGCCCAAGCGGCCUCUGAGAAAAACCAAGAAUUCAAACACCCAAAAACACCACAACCUAGUUAUCAGAUCGAGAGCUGUAAAAGAUUCAUGAGCUUGUCUUGUCGGACUGUUCCUUGCUCGAAACUGUUGAAGAGUAAAAAAGAUAAUAAAGUCAAAUGUGACGAAAUUAGCAAUGAGGAGUGUUCCGAAAAUCGAGUCGAUUUUUACAACACUUUCUCAAUGCUAAUUCGAAUGGGCUGCGGUGAUAAAACGCAGGAAAUGAGUCACAGACGCGCUCUGAGCAAGGAGGAGCAUUUGUGGCAAAACGAAUUUAAAGAUUUGAUUUGGCUUGAAUUGCAAGCGUUCCAUGCGGACCGAACCCCAAGCGAAGAAGACAGAUACUUGUGUUCCGAACGGGAAAAAGUUGAACCUCUUUUACAUGAUAUAAUGACUUAUCGCUACCAAAAAAAUUCGAAAUGUUACUCGACCCAAAGCAGCGACAGUGGCGUUGAGGACGACUGUUCUGGUUGUCUUUCAAUCUACUGUGGUUCGUGUCUUGAGGCCCAAAACGAAGCCCUUAAAGAUGUGGAAGAAUUGAUGCAAAGAUUAUCAGCGGUGGAAGCUUUGUUCCCUUCCGGACACGCUUUUGCCGAACUGUACCCAUUAUAUAACAGUCCUGAGUUCAUAGCGAGGGUCAAGGCUAUCAGUUUAUGGUACAACAUGACGCGACAGCAGAGACUGAAACUAAUGAUUCUUGUUAAAUUAUUAGAAAAUAAAGUGAGUAGAGAUGAUGAUAAAAACGGGACGGAAUCAAACAGUCCCAGUGAUAGCAAUAACAGUUCCUCAUCUUCGGUAAAUGAGUCGUUCUAUGAUUGCAAGUCAAGUCAGGAUGCUACUGUUUUUUCUUUUGCGCCUUUUCCCUUCUUACAUGUGCAUAAGUCGGAAAGCUCGGUCUCACCAUAUCGAAAAUACAUCGAAAACAUUCUUAAAACGCGAUCGCUCCACAAAAGUUUGAGUUUCUUGGAUCAUCUCCAAAUGGUUGUUUUGCGACGUGUUCAGCUAACCUUGACCAAACCGGAAACCGACGAUAUUUACAACAAAGUGACUUGUGAAACGGAAGAUGAAGAGUUGCAACGUUUUGGGUACUUUAGCCCUGAAGCCAAAGCCUUGAACUUGCCAUCCUAUCGUGCAAUUUUUCUCUUCCUUGCCGCAAUUCCGCUCAAAAUGAUACACGAGUUUUUGAAGAUGCGUUUGGAGCAAAAACCUGAAAAACCGUCUCCUUUGAGCGUCCGCCAACUGAUGAGGGAGUUAAAAGAAGGCUUAAAAGUCGCAACGCAACAAAAAGAAAAGAUCUUGAAGUACAUUGACGGUGCGAUCUCUGAUAGCAAAAAACCGAACGAUGUGUUUGAAGAAAAGAUGAGGGAUUAUAACGAGUGUAUGUUGCGGGUGUUUAGUGACUAUUUGGACUAUCUGGAACAGUGGGCCUUGUUGCACCAUGAGACUUUCCAGAAGAAUUUGUUGGAAGAAGAGUGGCAUUUUUCGUGUAAUGUGAUUAAGUAUAUUCCGGGCGGGUCGGAACUUUUAGGGAAAAAGUUUGUGUUUAUUUUGUGUUCGAUUUUAAAGUCGGUCGCUGAAAGGCUGCACGAUCGGAUCGAGGACGUGCUUUGUAACAUGCCCAAAGACGACAAAAAUAUGAUCAAGCAAACCGUGUUCGUCAUUUGCCGCGAAAUGCAGUCUCUCUUCAACGAAGAGCGCGAAAUGAGCAUCAAAACCAUUGCUUUUUGCAAGACUGUCUUUCGCCACGACCUUCACCCUGAUUGCAGAUCAGAACUAGUAUGCUCAAUAAUUUCCCUAAAAUGUUCAAUACCCGACGCCAUAGGCCGUGUCCAGUCCGAAUUCGAUCAAGUCAAACUAGACUCAUUUGAAGAAAUCGAACGAACGGCUAUAGUCUCCCGCACAAGGGAAAUCUUAAUGCAAGCCUACCGUUUCGGCUUCGAAUUUUACAAAGAAAUGUCCGAUAGCAUCCCUACGGACAGGCGCGAGAAACUCGCUAGAAGUAUGGUACAAUUUGCGAAUUUGUGGAUGAAAUUCGUGACUGAACGAUGCGAGAGGGGGCGAGGGAUGAGACCACGGUGGGCUUAUCAAGGGUUGGAGUUUCUCUUAACUGUGUGUGAACCUCGAAACACUAAGCAUUUGACGGAAGAAGAGUUCGAAGAUCUGAAGAAGAAUAUGGAUGUUUGCAUAAGUCAUGUGAUAGGAACUACGGCUCCUUCGACGCCGGAGUCAGGGUUUUAUUCGGCGUCGCCGAGGAGUUCGAUUGAGCAUAUAAGGGCCAGGUCGAGGGGGUCGUCCCCGAGUCCGAGGCCUUCGUAUAAAAGCCAAAGAUCGAAUAGUCGCAAAACUAGCAUGGAACAAGGGUCGCCGGUUAUUGAUAGUUUGGAUGCUAUUAGUUUUAAUCCACACAGCUGUAGAAAGGAUGAGGCAAACGAGCGAUUAACUCGGAAGCAGCUCCGAUUAGAGUCAAUCGAAAAUCUCGAAAGUUACCUUGACGACAAAUUGAGAAAGCAGCAAUUAAUUGGCAAAGUGGUGACCUGCAGUAGCGGCAUCGAAAAAGUCCACAUCCGCCGAAGACUGCGCGAGGUGACCUUCACCUGGCAGAGGGGCAUAAAAAUCGGGCAAGGGCGCUUUGGCAAGGUUUACACCGCUGUUAAUAAUAAAACCGGCGAAAUGAUGGCAGUCAAAGAACUACCGCUUCAGCAUAACGAUACUCAUACCAUCAAGCGAGUGGGCGAAGAAAUGAAAAUUUUAGAAGGCAUUGUUCAUCGUAAUUUAGUGAGAUAUUACGGAGUUGAGAUUCAUAAGGAUGAAAUGCUGAUAUUCAUGGAAUUCUGCGCCGAAGGAACUCUGGAAACUUUAGUGGCAGCUAGCGAGAACGGUCUGCCUGAACUUUUAGUUCGACGGUACACUUUUCAAUUAGUUUCGGGAGUGGCCGUUUUGCACGACCACGGAAUCGUACAUAGAGACAUAAAAACGGCGAAUAUUUUCCUGACUGAGAACGGCAACUGCUUGAAAAUUGGAGAUUUUGGGUGUGCAGCUAAAAUCAAGUCGCAUAGUACAAUGCCGGGGGAAUUACAGGGAUUCGUAGGGACGCAAGCGUACAUGGCACCUGAAGUGUUUACACGCAACAUGAGCGAAGGUCACGGCCGUGCUGCGGAUAUAUGGUCGGUGGGUUGUGUGGUGGUGGAAAUGGCGUCUGGGAAGCGGCCUUGGGCACAGUUUGAUUCUAAUUACCAGAUUAUGUUCAAAGUGGGAAUGGGACAAAGCCCGGAUCCUCCUGAUCAUAUGACAGACGAAGGAUUAGAUUUUUUGGAAUUGUGUUUCCAGCAUAAUCCCAAAGACAGGGCCACGGCCCAAGAGCUACUAGAUCACUCGUUUGUUAAACUUGGUGAUGAUUUUAUCUAAGUAUUAUGUACCUAAUUGUGUUAAUUUAAGUUUUUAUGUAAUAAUUAAUUAAUCUCAUUAUUUUUAUACAUAUCAUUUGAUUCUGUUAAGGCUGAUUGUGUUUUUAAAUGUGUAUAAAAUUACCGUUUGUGUUUUAUCUAGACAGCUGUCUAUUUUAUCGAGUCGUUGAUUGAUAGAAUGUGAUAUUUUACGCACCAUUGUAGGUGGUGGACUGUAUGGAUCAUUGUUACAACUAUCCAAAUAUUAUUUUGAAUAAACGAUAAGUUUAUUAAAA
Messenger RNA from Tribolium castaneum (red flour beetle), 4401 nucleotides. It is a transcript of the gene Mekk1, whose product is annotated as Mekk1. The record is from RefSeq and is a predicted model, not a curated record. The transcript has 10 exons. The coding region runs from base 375 to 4127 and encodes 1250 amino acids. NCBI's taxonomy places the organism in Eukaryota, Metazoa, Arthropoda, Insecta, Coleoptera, Tenebrionidae. Gene Ontology annotation, molecular function: ATP binding; protein kinase activity. Gene Ontology annotation, biological process: protein phosphorylation; MAPK cascade.